AUGGAGGAAGUUCAAACGCCUGAGCAUGGAGGUGGUGGUUUGAAGGACAGUGCACGCACUCCGAAGACCGAGUACGCGGCGACGAGUGAAUAUUAUGAAGAAUAUGAGACAUCACCAGGCUAUGAGACUGGUUAUGAAGAAGGGGAGUACCCGCAACCAAUCGAGUACGACGAGGAUGUUCCAGUUUAUUGGGACAUGGCAACGGAAUGCUAUUACUAUUAUGGCUACGUUCUGUAUUACGAUGACGAGCAAUCUAAUUAUUAUUAUUUUAGUCAUGAAUCACAGGAUUAUUGCUACAUUGAGCAGGCAACCUUGGACGCAAUCAAUGCGAACGAAAUAUAUUCAUAUAACAAUGACACUGGGGAGUACGUGAUGGAGGGCGGCUGGGAAGAGGGCGGUACCCCGGCGGAAGGUGGGGAAGAAGCUGUGGAAGAAGGUGAGACUGAGGAAGGUGAGGAAGAAGGUGAGGAAGAAGGUGAGACUGAGGAAGGUGAGGAAGAAGGUGAGACCGAGGAAGGUGAGGAAGAAGGUGAGACCGAGCCGGAGACGGUGGCAGACCCCAUGGAUGUGCCCAAGGGUGGGUUGUACGGGAUGGGUCUGGCGGACGCGGGUGCUCCAACAGAACUAAGUCCAAGUAUGGCGGCGUUGCUGGAGCAUGUGAAGGCAUUGAAUGCAGAGCCUGACCGGUUCCCUAAUUCGAUUGAUUCAUUCAGUACUUCUUAUUAUGCAUUGGCGAUUAAAGGGCACAAGGACUUAUACGAUAUCUGUUCCGAAGACACGUCUGUUUUGGACGUGUAUAAAACACGACCAAACGGGUCCUUCGUCAUUGGCAGGUGCAAGAGAACGGUAGACGGUCUCAUCAAGGGCACAUUAGAACUGAAGUCACUUGCACCUUCCGAAGUGAGUUCCGUAGCCGGCGUUCUGCAAUCACUAUCUCUACCACAACUCUCCUUCAUACGAUUCCAAGCUCAAAAUUCCCCAUGGCUCAAAUCACCCCAGCCUACCAUGAAAGGAUUCGCUAUCAAAUGCGAUGAAUGUAUUGCCGAAAAACUCAUACAAUAUGCUCUUGCUCAGGCCACUUUUGGAUUGCCACCUGAAAGCGCAUCUCGAAAUCAACAACUACUUAAAGCUAUGGGUACCCCCAACGUCAAACAAUGCGGAUCCUGGGCAAUCUACUGCAUGGGUGCACGCCAUGAACUCAAUAAUGCCAAAGAUCGAAUCAUAGGAACAGACGGAAUGAAACAUUCCUGGUGGUGGCUCACCUCUAGCUCUAGUCCCGCCAUCAAGGGAGAAUGCCAGGAAAACGACAUCAAAGGAAUCUUCUUCCGCCUCCAAAUCAACCCAACCAACGGAAAACUAGAUUUGAAGGCCCAAUUUGACCGGUAA
This is a messenger RNA of Gregarina niphandrodes, 1386 nucleotides long. RefSeq lists its product as hypothetical. The record is from RefSeq and is a predicted model, not a curated record. NCBI's taxonomy places the organism in Eukaryota, Apicomplexa, Conoidasida, Eugregarinorida, Gregarinidae. The coding region runs from base 1 to 1386 and encodes 461 amino acids. The transcript has a single exon.